Phyllostomus discolor (pale spear-nosed bat) is the source of this 4213-nucleotide messenger RNA. RefSeq names its product HESX homeobox 1 (gene HESX1). Gene Ontology annotation, cellular component: nucleus. Gene Ontology annotation, molecular function: DNA-binding transcription repressor activity, RNA polymerase II-specific; RNA polymerase II cis-regulatory region sequence-specific DNA binding. Gene Ontology annotation, biological process: pituitary gland development; regulation of transcription by RNA polymerase II; forebrain development. The record is from RefSeq and is a predicted model, not a curated record. The transcript has 5 exons. The coding region runs from base 1327 to 1890 and encodes 187 amino acids. NCBI's taxonomy places the organism in Eukaryota, Metazoa, Chordata, Mammalia, Chiroptera, Phyllostomidae.
GGAGGCACCUACCAUGCGCGCGCGCGCGUCUUUGACUGUAAAUUGUCGGGGGCCAUCUCCCACCACCGCGUGCGUCUCCGGGAACCAGAACCUCGAGUCAGGACCGCACUGGGGAAUUUGGGACCAUUCUAGUUUUCCUUCAACACUUUUCCUCAAAGACCAUGGAAGAAGCCCUAGUGCUGUAGCCUCCCUCCCCGAAGCGUCCAGUCUCUCAGCGAAAAGGCGCUGGUUAACCCAGAGGUCUGUGGGAUCCGAAGUUGCGCCAUUCACAGCUUUCCCGUGAAUUCGUGGAGAGCACACUGGAAAGUAUUUUUUCUGGACACUUGGUUAUCAGUAUAUUCAGCUUAAAACAUGUGACUUUGUUGCCAAUUCAUUAAUUCUUACCUGCUCUUGAAGGACUAACAUGCUACAAUUUAGACGUCCAUAUUUCUUUUAAAUGACAAAUGAAAAUACAUUUAAAAAUCAGGAUACACUAGUUAAUUACGUUGGUAACUGAUUAGCAUUUCUGUUUGAUCAGAAAGUUUUGGAAGAAACUUUAAAUAGCUUCUUCAGCCUUUAAUUUUACAGUAAAGAAAAAUGAAGCUCUACUACUCGAGCUUGGUCUGGAUUAGAACUGCAUCAUUGCCCAUCUUUCCCAACCUGACGCUGCCUCGUUCAUUUCUCUAAAAACAGAAGCUUUUGUUACAGAUAAAAGGCAAGUUAUUAGUGUCUUCUAAAAAUCUAGCGAUUAAUCUUACCACUCCAUCCCAUUUUCAUUCAAGAAAUAAAAGAAAUGCUGAGUAAAGAUUAUUAGUUAACCUGGUUCCACAGCUACAUUGGAACAAAUCCAGAUACAGUAACUGGGGUGUAACUUACAUAUUUUCAACUAAAAUGCUAGAUUUUCCCCACAAUCUCUUGAAGAAUGGUAAAUUGGGUUUUUAAUCCUUUACCUGGUAGACUUGCAGUAGUUUCACAGAAUAUUAUCCUUAGCUUUAAAUAAAAGCUGUCCCCUUAGAUUGUUUAUAAACUAGUCACCCUUUGAAAGAGAUCUUUAGUUUCUGAAAGGUGUUUGGAGUCAGUUCUUACCCAAUGUUACUGGUUCCCAGCUACUUAGAUGUACCCCCAACAUCUACAGAUCCCAGCAACCUAAGUCUGUCCUUCGAUAUUUUUUUUCUCACUCUGGCAGCACAGUGGCAUGCAACCUGGCUCUAAGGAAGGAAGACUUUCAAGCCCCCUUGUCAGCAGAUCCCUAAGGUGAACUGCAGGAAGAUCCCAUCCCUGUUCGUGUGGGUGCAGAGCCAGACAAGAGGUGCACAGAGGCCAGAGCAGUCGAUCUGUGCAGCCCCCAUGAGGAUGUCUCCUAGCCUUCAGGAAGGUGCUCAGCUUGGGGAAAGCAAACCCUCGCCCUGCUCCUUUUCAAUUGAAAGCAUUUUAGGAUUGGACCAGAAGAAAGACUGUGUUCCAUCCAUGAAACCCCACAGGCCCUGGGCAGACACCUGCAGCUCCUCAGAGGAAGAUACUAACCUGUGUCUACCAGUCCCGAGCCUUCCUAAUGGGAUCUUACUCCCUUGUACUGUGGAUUACCCAGUGCCAGCAGAAAGAGUUUUGAAAUAUGAAAAUUACUUUUCAGCCUCAGAAAGACUGUCUUUGAAAAGAGAGUUGAGUUGGUAUAGAGGCAGAAGACCAAGAACUGCUUUUACUCAAAACCAGAUUGAAGUGUUGGAAAAUGUCUUUAGAGUAAACUGCUAUCCUGGCAUUGAUAUCAGAGAAGACUUAGCUCAAAAAUUGAAUCUAGAAGAAGACAGAAUUCAGAUCUGGUUCCAAAAUCGACGUGCAAAACUGAGGAGAUCCCACAGAGAAUCACAGUUUCUAAUGGCAAAAAAAAACUUCAACACAAAUCUCUUGGAAUAGAUAGAAAACUAAACGUGAAAUUAUCUUCCAAUUGAAGAACAUGAAGAAUCAAUAGAAAUAUCAAGUUUUAAAAGUGUGAUGUUUCUUUCUGCAUUUAAUCUGAACAUUGUCAUUUUUCUGAAAAUAUAAUGUAAAUAAUUACUAUUAUACCAUGGUACCUAUUAUACUUGGGCACUUUUAAAUACAAAAGGCCUUUUCUAUGUAUUUUAAUAAACAUUUUCAGAAAAAGCCAGCUAUUUUUUAAGUGAGCAAAUUUAAUCUAAUAAAUUAGUUUGCUAAAAUCAAUAAGCUCAUAACUAAAUGGCUCCACAAACUGGAUUAUGUUUACAAACCACUUCAAGUAAAAUAAUCUGAAGAAUGGAGGUGUGAUUUGUUUCAGUAAGUUUCCUUCAAAUGCAUUUUGAAACAUGAUUUUGCUUUAAUAUAUUAUAGAAUACUUAUGCAUAAAUCUUUAGUUCCUCUUCUGGCAUAAAGCAGUGAGAAUUUUUCACCAUAUAUCAAUACAAAUCCUUAUAGAAUGCCAGUUUAAGCUUUUUUUUUAAAGCAAAGUCAUUAUACGAAAGUAGAAAUAUAAAACUAUUGGUUGUUAUAUUCAUACCACUGGUACUACAUUGCACAAAAGAAUUGAGCUGCAAGUAAAUGCAAAUUUAAAAUAUUUUUCUAGGUUAUUUAAUGCUGUACUUUAAUUUCGCUCAUUAAAGUGACAAUAAUCAUUUGGCUUAUAUCUAUUUCUAGUGUAAUGACUUCCAAUCAGCUAUAUAUUUUGUUACAAGUAAUAUGUUGACUGAGAAGGUAAGAUAACUGACCUGCCUUGGGUAUGUGCUCUGACAUAGUUGCUGGAUAUAAUCAGGGAGCUUUCUGGGACAAAAACUAUGUAUUUUCUUUGCAUUUCCCAUUGUACCUGUCAAUUAAAGACACAAAUAGGAUUAAGUAGCAUCACAAGAAAAGAGUCCUACCACUGGAAAUCUGGGUAUUUGUUUUCCAGUUAAUUCAUGGAAGGCCAAAGUGGGUGUUCUUUUUGAAAUGUUAGCUUGAGGGCUCUGACUUUGUCUCCUGAAAGCCUAUUUCAGCUUUGCCCAUUUGAAUUGAAUUCUUCCUUGCUUCCUUUUUCUUUAUUUCCUAUUCUUCUUUCCUUUACCCUUCCAGAGCUAACCAAAGUAGAAGGUUCUUACUGAUUUUUUUUCUUUCCUUUUUUCUUAUUGCACGAGAAAGCCUAGAAGGAGUUUGCAUAUUAUCUCUGAGGAAAAGUAGCAUGACUCCGAUUUUGAAGCUUUUUAAAAUCAUUUACUGAGAGCACGUAUGGUGGCAGAAAGCUGUGUCCUAAAAACUGGUCAGCAACAAGCUGUUUCACUAUUGGUGAGAUGGAGAGGGGGGAGGAGGAAAGAAGGGGCCCACGGGCAGUAAAUGGAAGACCCACCAGGGGCAUUAAAUGUUUUCCAAGGAACACUCUGCUGUCAUACUGGGCCACUUUUCCAAUAUAAAGAGCUGCUUUCAUUAAUAUGAAAUUUGAAGCACCAGGAGCUUUCUUUCCUCUUUAUUAGGUUCUGGUGAAAUUAUACUAAGUUGGAGGACCAGAGGUCAUGAGGAGUGGGUUGGAGGGAAAAGGGUCACAUGAUAUGUAACUUUUUCAAACAGCCUUUUACUUUAAUCCCAAAUGCCAUAUUUACAUACUGCAAAAAAUGCAAGCAAUAUAAAAAUAGAGUGAAAUCUUCCUCAAAUCUCAUCCUUCACAGAUAACCAUCAUUAAACAUUUUGUAGAUCUUUUGGUGUAAAAGAGCACAUACAUAUGUGUACACAUAUAUAUGUAUACAUAGGUACACACAUACAUAUUUAUUUUUGCUGUUAUUUUUAAAAAUAUCACACUUGGUAUUCUGUCCAUCUUUCUGACAGAAUACCAAGUCAUGUCAGAUAUAUAGCUCUGUCUUUCUUGAUGUUUGCUUAGUUUGGUAAAGAUUUCAAGUCCUGUACAUAACAAACUAUUCCACAAUGUUAAUAUUAAUAAAUAAAUACUUUUGAAAUAGUACUUUUCACAAGUGGAGAUUUUUCAAAGAAUAGUCAUUGUUUAUCUAGAAUUUAUCUAAAGUUAAACCUAAUCCCCAAAUCUCUGAGGAUUGUGAGGAUUCUGUAUAAAAUUACAGACAUUAGUAAAAAAUUACACAGUAUCAUAUACAUUCCUCAAUGACUAGUAAUGCACUUUAAUUUUUUUUUAAUUAUAAAAACUGAUCACACCUAUAAAAUGUCUGGUGAGGGAAGAAACAUAGUAUUUCUAGAAUAUCAUUAUCUCAGUUUUUCCCAGUGCAAUUUAAUGUAACUGAUUUGUGUG